AUGCGUAUACGUUACAAUCAAAAUAAAUUAUUAAGAACUUUUAAAUUAAAAUUACUUAUUCGAAAAAAUAAAACCAAAAGAAUAAAAAGUGAAAUGAAAGAAGCAACAAAACAAAUACAAAUUGAGGAAGAAGAAGCAACAAAACAAAAACAAAUUGAGGAAGCAACAAAACAAAAACAAUUCGAGGAAGUAACAAAACAAAAACAAAUUGAGGAAGAAGAAGCAACAAAACGGAAACAAAUUGAAGAAGUGGAAGCAACAAAACGAUUAAAAAUCAAAAAUAUACGUGAAUUUGACGUUAAUUAUCUAUUAAUAGAUAAUGAACAUUUUAAUAAUAAUGUACAGUUGUGUAUUGAAAAUUAUUUAAAUAAUGUUUUACAAUUCUUGAAAAAACCAGAAAAACAAUGUCAAGAAUUAUUUAAUAGAUUUAUAAUGGAAUUAUUAUUAAUAUUUAAUGAUUGUACACAAUUAAAAUUGAUGAAUGUAUCAAAAUAUAAUUUGAAAGAAAAUCAUAUUCUUUCCAAAUCAUCAACUAAAUUCCGAAGAUCAACACAUCGAUUGGAGAUUAUUCCUGUUGAUUCCCGUAUAUUGAAUAGUGAUAUUCAUAUCUUAACACCUGAUGGUGUUCUUCACGUCCAUCAUGGUCCAUUUGAUCGAGCUGAAAUCUGUCGUGAAUAUAAUGUUGGACCACGUGAUUUACGAAAGAUCGAUACCGAUCUCCGUAUCAAUGUUCCUGUUAUCAGUGUUCGUCAUGGAAAAUUGAUUCUAUUUUCGUUUCGACGCCAUCGAGCUAUUGUUCAAUCCUAUCGAAGUAUUUUCUUUGUCCCAUCGAAUGAAAAAAUUCCUUUUGAACCUUUUGGAAUCAAGAAUGUCGCUGAAUGGGAAAAGAUUACUCAUGCUUAUCGUCGAAAUGUUCGAUAUAUUCAUCAAGUCUACAAUCAACGAUACAUUACAGAGAAUACGAAAUCAUUUUCUCAAACGCCAUUCGAAUUACAAAUUAUAGAAAUCAUUGGAGAAUCGAUAGCAUAUGGACUAAAAUUGAAAACUCAAGAUAUUCUCAUGGAAUUUGAAACAAUACGUCAAAGUAGUUAUGCUCGAAUAAGUAUUGAAAGUCUUCGUGAACUUGUCUUUAUUAAAAGUAAAGUCGAUAAACAUCACCGAAACGCUGAUCUUGCACAUCAAGCUUGGCUCGAUUUACUUGCUUAUGAUCAAGAUAUGAUCGGAUUGUAUUUGACUGAAAAUCGGCAAAGUGAUUCGUCUGAUUUAAACGAAGUUGAACUUUUACUCGAAUCUUGUGCGAAACAGAUAGCUGAAGUUUGUCGAUCAGUUUAUGAUCUGAAAGAUUCUGUUCAAAAUAUCGAAAGUACAACGGGAUUUAUGCUUGAUGCCGUCAGAAAUCACCUUCUAGCUUUUGAAAUACAAAUCAAUAUCAUUACAAUGGGAUUUGGCAUUGGAGCAUUUAUAACAGCUAUCUAUGGAAUGAAUCUUUAUAGCGGAAUGGAAGAACAUCCACGUGCAUUACUUUACGUUGCCACUAUUUCCUCUUGUUUCGCUGUUACAUCAAUUGCUAUAGGAAUUUAUCGUUUAUUCAAAUACAGAAGAAUUAAACUUCAUCGCCCGAAUUAA
Messenger RNA from Rotaria sp. Silwood1, 1626 nucleotides. NCBI's taxonomy places the organism in Eukaryota, Metazoa, Rotifera, Eurotatoria, Philodinida, Philodinidae. The record is from the annotation of a GenBank genome assembly.